UAGCUCCAGGAUACCAUCCCAGCUGAGUCUCUACUGACCAAUGGCCACUUGCUCUCAGAGGCAACAGCGCCCUCUAGCGGCCAUUAAGGGUCAUCGUCACUUCAGCUAUGGGGGAUUCGUCACACCAGAGAAUGUGUCGAUUCAGCAGUACUAUGACCUGACCCCCACAAAGAGGAGCUUCCUUCGUGCCACGGAUCAGCUCAUCCCCAAACCAACUGAAAUCAACAUGGCGGAGAGCAUGAUUAAGGUGGCAGUUCCUCGAGAACAGCCCUACCAGUCACACACCGCCCGCUACACCCUGUUCCCCGUCCCCAACACACACACAUAUGCACACACACACACCCCGCUCACACCUGCCACACCACCACACUGUGCUGUGCUCAGCAAGACAAAAGGCUCUCCUUACCGUCAUGAAAUAGUGAUGGUUCCCAUGGCAACAGAAAGAAAAGGCUUGUGCUGGCCGAGGCAAGUCUUUAGAAAACAUACUCCUGAGUCUCCUGAGACAAUGUGCCCAAACACACCUCAGCCCCACUGGAACAACUCCCACUAUAUAACCACAUACCAGCAGCAGUUUACAGGUAGUGUACCUGGUGGCCCUCUGAAACUGGACAGCCUCCCUGACAAGACAGUUGCUACGGGGAUGGGAGAACUGAGGCCAUAUGCAGUGCAGAUGAUGGAGCCGCCCCCCUGGGUCCUAGUGCCCUCCAUCCCACCGGCUGGACGCUCGGCACGUGUCCUCCAAGGGCGGAGAUCUCUGGGAAGCCACGCUCCUCUCAUCAGAGAACACGCCAGGGCUCCGCCUUCCACAGAGACUCUUCAGCCAAUGAGCUCGAAGGACAUGGACUGUACAGCCAAUGAGGACAUGGAUGGGAAGGCCCUGCCCACCUCAAGAACCAAUAGCAGGGGAAGACUGGAGCUGAGGGAGGGGCUAAUCUCCGUAUUAGCCACCUCCCACACAGACACACGUCCACACACACAACACACCCCCCCACACACACGCCCCCCAACACACAGACUGGGGCAGAACAGGGGGCCCCUGUCAUGGUUGGAUCUGCAGAACUCCUUCAGCAGAACUGAAGCCCACCUCCGGUUUCACCAGUCCAACCACUCUGAGCACGUUGACCUGCGCGAGAACAAUUGCUCUGGACGCAAGCACACAUUCUACGGUGUCAAUGCAUACUACCUCCACUGA
Messenger RNA from Alosa sapidissima (American shad), 1192 nucleotides. RefSeq lists its product as uncharacterized. Gene Ontology annotation, cellular component: centrosome. The coding region runs from base 41 to 1192 and encodes 383 amino acids. The transcript has 9 exons. The record is from RefSeq and is a predicted model, not a curated record. NCBI's taxonomy places the organism in Eukaryota, Metazoa, Chordata, Actinopteri, Clupeiformes, Clupeidae.